AGCAUUCAGAAAAUGGGAAAAAAGAAGUCUGGCAAGGCACCAGCUGGGCUGAAUGAUGAACGCUUCUCGCAAAUCAAAUCAAAUCCGAUGUUUGUCGGAUUGAAGAACUCGGAGAAGAAGGUAGUAAUUGACAAAAGAUUUGCUGCUGCUCUCACUGAUGAGCGGUUUUCAACUCGAGCAAAAGUGGAUAUGCGAGGACGAAAACAGAAGAAAACUGUCGGAAAUAGUAUGUUAGAUCUGUACGAAUUGGAAGAGGAUGAGGAAGUUCAACCAUUGAAAAAAGAAAAAAUAUCGAAAAAGACCACAAAAGAUGAAGAUGAUGAACUGGAUGAUUUCUUUGAUGAGAAAGAUGAUGAUGAAGAUGCAUUGGAAGAUGCUGAUGAUGAAGAGGACGAGAUUUCAGAUGAAGAGAAUGAAGAUGAAGAGGAAGAAGAAAAUGAAAAAAUAGGAAUGAACGGAUUCAAAAGACUCGAUUUGGCUCGUGGAGAAGGAAAUGUUGAUUCAUCUUCAGAUGAUGAUUCAAGUGAAGAUGAAGGUGAAGAUGUUGAAUUUGAUGAGAAGGAAGGUGGAAUCGAGCUCGAUUUAGCUAAUCUUGAUAGAGAAGUAGACCAAGUUGAAUGGACAUCAAACCGUCUGGCAGUAUGUAAUCUUGAAUGGGACACUAUGAAUUGCGAAGAUAUUCUGAUGCUUGUCAAAUCAUUUGUACCACAAGGUGGAUCUGUAAUUUCCGUUGGAAUCUAUCUUUCGGAUUUUGGAAAAGGACAAUUGAGUAAAGAAGAAAAAACUGGACCACUUCUAAAAUUGGCAAAACCUGUGGAAGAAUACAAAGAAGAUGAAAUGGAUGAUGAAACGAGAACAGCAGUACGGGAGUAUUUAGUCAACAAGCUCAAGUACUAUUAUUCAGUUAUCACUUUUGAUUCAAUUCCGUCGGCAGUUGCAGUUUACGAGGAAUGUGAUGGUUUUCAAUUUGAAGAAACCGGUCUGAAAAUGGAUAUGCGAUUUAUUCCAGAUGACAUGGAUUUUGAGGAAGAUCGAGUAAAAGAAUUUCUGAAUGCGGAAGAUGUGAAUUUGACGAAAUAUAAAGCAAAAAAGAAAUCGAAAAGUGCAAUUAUCUCAACCGGAGCCAAAAUUCUAUGGGACGAGGAUGAUCCACAAAGAAAGAAGAAGUUUCUUGAAGCUUUCAAUGGUGAUGAAGAUGCUGGAAAAGAUUUAAUUGUGGACUCUGAUGAAUCGGAUGGUGAUGAAGCAAAUCGGAAAACACUUAUGGCUCUGUUGAAUACCGAUGAACGAAAGUCAAAAUUAGAUGUUGAUUGGGAAGGAGAAGAGAAGAAUGGAAGUGAUUCCUCUGAUGGAGAAUAUGUUAAAGUAGAUGAUGAUGAUGAAGAGAUUGGAGUAAAGCAAAAGAAAAAGAAAGGAUCUGAUGAUGAUGAAGAUGAAAAAGAAGAGGUAGAAGAAAAGAAAGAAGAUGUAAAGCUCACAGGAUACAAAGCAUAUAAGAAGAAACAAAAACAAAAGCUGAUGGAAAAUAAGUUGAAAAGAAAGGGAACAUCAAAAGAAGCUGAGACUAACAUCAAGACCGUUGCUGCAGCCGACAGUAUCUCGAAAGACGACCGUUUCUCUGCUUUAUUCACCGAUUCUGCAUAUGCUAUUGAGCCAAGUUCCAAGAAAUUCAAGGGAUCGCUUCUUGUGACGAAGCAGGCUGAACAAAAGUCUAAAGGAUCUAGCACUGUCAUCGAAACGAAGAAACCCGAGGAUCUCGUUCAGAAGUUGAAGAAACAAGCUGAUAAAUGGAAUAAGAAGAAGUCUGUGAAAAACUGAUUUUAUUUUUAUGUUUUUGUUCUGUUAUUUUUUAUCGUUACGUUAUGAAUUGUUUUCCAUUGCUU
Molecule: messenger RNA, 1883 nt
Organism: Caenorhabditis elegans
Lineage: Eukaryota; Metazoa; Nematoda; Chromadorea; Rhabditida; Rhabditidae
Gene: F58B3.4
Product: NUC153 domain-containing protein
Exons: 6
Coding region: 13-1818 (601 amino acids)
Biological process (GO): rRNA processing
Cellular component (GO): nucleolus; nucleus
Source: RefSeq, marked reviewed